AUGAGUAAGGUAAAUCAGAGAUCCAGCCUACACCUCAACCCCCCUUCCAACUCUAGCAAUCUUACUUCUACCCAAACUUGGACACACACUCCCUCCCUUGACUCCCCAUGUGCUAAUGGAGUCAUGGUGUACAUGAGUUAUUUAAGCAAGACGGAGCUACAAACCUUCAAGGAGCUGUUGAUGGAAAAGAAGCUCCUGCCGGACUCUCUCGGCAUCACCUGGAAGCAGCUAAACAGAGCCAACUGGGCAGAGAUGGUUCAUCUCUUAGUAGAGUACCUGCCUGGAGCACUGGCCUGGAAUGUGGCUCGUGAAGUCCUCGAGAAAAUGAACCAGAGAAGGAUUUCUUCCCUGCUACGGGAAGAGUUAGAGGACAUUCUUCCUACCUUGGAACCAACGGACUCCUAUCUAAGGAAAACACCGCUGAGUCUGACGAAAGAAGAAAACGAUAAAAUAAGGGAGUACAAACGGCGUGUGAUGGGAAAGAACUUCCUUGUGUGUGACACCACCGUCUGGCCUGGAAACCAAGCAGACUUUCUGUACAUCAAUGUGAGAAACCACGAUGCAAUCUUGCCAUGUCUCUUCCUACCCAGGAGCCCCCAGGGGAGACAGCCUAAGAUAGUGGUCAUCCAUGGAAUUCCUGGUAUCGGAAAAACAACGCUGGCCAGAAAGACAAUGCUGAUGUGGGCGCAAAACAAGUUCUACGCACACAAAUUCAAGUUUGCUUUCUAUUUCCACUGCCGGGAGCUGAACUGGGUGGGAGAGCGCAGCUUCUCGGAGCUGAUUGAGGGCCAAGGGCUUAGGUCUCAGGCUCUCGUGUCUAAGAUUUUAUCCAGACCAGAUCAACUUCUGCUCCUGUUGGACGGCUUUGAGGAGCUCACAUCUUCCCUCAUCAUAAGACCAGCUGAUCUGGUGGAAGACUGGAACCAGAAGUUGCCUGGGGCUGUUCUCCUGAGCAGCUUGUUAAGCAAAAGGAUGCUUCCAGAAGCCACACUCCUGAUCAUGGUGAGACCGACCUCCUGGAGAGGAGUUAAAGUCUUAGUCAAGCGUCCCUCCCAUGUCACCCUGACUGGAUUUAGGAGGACGGAAACGCUCGACUAUCUCAGGUUGUAUUUCAAAGACAGAAUGAAAAGGAAUCAAGUUGUGGAUUUUGCCAUGAAAAACACCAUUCUCUUGUCCAUGUGUCGGGUCCCUGUGGUGUGCUGGAUAGUGUGCCAUUGUCUAAGAAAACUGAUGCAGAAAAUGGUAAAUCUCACAGAGGCUUGUCCAAAUGCAACAUCUGUGUGUGUGUUGUAUCUGGCUACCCUGUUCCCAACCAUAUGGAAGAAACUUUCCGGCAGUAAUUACCAAAAGCAAUUGGAAGGUGUGUGCCGUCUGGCUGCCCAUGGUGUAUGGGACCUGAAGAGUGUGUUUGAUAAGAGUGACUUUCAGCAUGUCAAGGUGGCUGAGGCCACCAUAGACGCUUUCCUUCAAGUGAACAUUCUUCGAAAGCUAGAAGACCACGGAGACCGUUACGUGUUUGCCUUGUUUAUCUUCCAGGAGAUUUUUGGCGCCCUGUUUUAUGUUCUCUUUUUCCCCGAAAGAAUUAUAUAUUAUCACCCACUGAGCCAAGUGGGCAUCCAGGAUCUGAUUGCAAUGUCGCGAUCCAGAGAAAACUGUGAGACUCAGAUGGGGCUUUUCUUAUUUGGUCUUUUAAAUGAAGCGUGUGCUGGCAUCGUGAUGAGGUCCUUCAAGUGCAGAAUAGGCUUGGGUAACAAGAGGAAGGCCAUAAGUGUGAUAACCCAUUUGAAUGACUAUGGAUGCUAUGACUGCUCCCAGCUCUUCCCCUGCCUGACGGAAAUCAGGGAGGAGAGCUUUGUCUGCAGUGCCCUGGAAAGCUACCAGAAAGUCUUUUUGAAACUCAGGAGCCUGAAGGACCUUCAGCUGUCUGCGUUUUGCCUUAGGCGCUGCCGAGGUUUGGAGAAAGUAGAACUGACUCUGUCGAGAGCCUUCUACCAGGACCUUUGGCCGGACUCAGCAGAUCCUACCCAGAGCACUCAACUGAGAGAGAAUAAGAUCGUCUUCAGCUGGUGGGAAGAUAUCUGCUCUGUGUUUGAAACAGAAACAAAUAAAGACCUGGAAGUGCUGAUGGUGACUGACAGCAUCCUGGAGGCCCUGUUCAUACAGAUAGUCACUACUACCCUGCAGAAGCCCCAGUGUAAAGUGCAAAGGUUACAUUUGAUGCAUGUGAGUCGCAUGUUGCAUAAAAACUUAUUCCGUGUUUUGAGUGAAAACCAGCAUCUGAGACAGCUGGGAGCAGAGCACACAAAACUGGGGGAGGAGGCCGUGAAAUCCCUGUGUAUAGCACUGAAUCACCCCAGUGUGCUGAAGAACUGUGAAGCCACCUUUAUAGACUGGAUUCUGCUUACCAGCAAUCUUCAAAGGAACUCGCACCUGAAGGCUGUGCUAUUGACAGCAAGCCCCCCAAACAUUUUUGGGGUGAAGUACCUGCUGCUGAGUUACCUCAGGGAACUGAUGCUGGAGAACUGCAACCUCACUGAGAACUCUUGUCAAGAAAUUGCCCUCUCUCUCAGCCACAGUAAGCUGCUGACCCACCUGAGUCUGGCAGAGAACGACUUGAAGGAUGAAGGAUCGAGGCAUAUCUGGAAUGCUCUGGAACAUUUAAUGUGUCCUUUGCAAAGACUGGUGCUGAGGCAGUGUUCUUUGACUUCAGCAUGCUGUAAAUAUAUGACGUCACCUCUCAAAAACAAUAAAAGCCUGCAAAGUCUGGACCUGAGUUUCAACAGGCUGAUGGACGACGGGGUCAUCCUACUCUGUAAAGCUCUGGAAGAUACCAACUGCAACUUGUUGGUCCUGGAGCUGGAAAAGUGUUGGUUCACCUCCGCCUCUUGCCACACCCUGGCAUCCAUGCUCUGUAGGAACAGGAAGCUGAGGUACCUGGACCUGAGCAAGAACAUUAUCAGAAUCAAUGGCAUGCUGACCUUGGCCCUGGAGUUAUUCAGACAGAGGCGGGCAGAUGAGGUUGUACUGUCGAAGAAAUCAAAUAAAAGCCUAGACAUGUACACAAGACUAAAGGGCCCAGAGGUAGAGAGUGACCAUCUGAAGAUCGUGGAAGACUGGAACUCUUGUUACCUCAAGAUGCUAUGA
Microtus oregoni (creeping vole) is the source of this 3144-nucleotide messenger RNA. RefSeq names its product NLR family pyrin domain containing 8 (gene Nlrp8). Gene Ontology annotation, cellular component: cytoplasm. The record is from RefSeq and is a predicted model, not a curated record. NCBI's taxonomy places the organism in Eukaryota, Metazoa, Chordata, Mammalia, Rodentia, Cricetidae. Gene Ontology annotation, molecular function: protein binding. Gene Ontology annotation, biological process: regulation of inflammatory response. The coding region runs from base 1 to 3144 and encodes 1047 amino acids. The transcript has 10 exons.